AGCUUUACUGGCGCACCCUUGUUCUAUCCCGCAUAGUGCGAUACUUUUGUUUUUCUACUAUUCCAUUCACUGAAAAGUAGCGGAACGUUCAAGUGAUACACUAGGCUCUGCUUGUUUUCCCCCUAAAAGACUCAGCCGUUACUAUCACUAUUUCAGCGUGGCGGUCAAACCACUUUCUUUCAUUGUUGUAUUGCUCGGGUAUUUUCUGAUUGAGCUUUACGUUGUCGCCUGCACUUGAAAAUGAAAAACAUAGCCGUUGACCCACCUUACCACGCACUCCUUCUGGAAGGUGUGAAUCCUGCUGCGAAGGAACUGCUCGAGUCCAAGGGCUGCGUCGUAGAGGCCUUGCCGAGUGCUUUGGAUCGCGAUGUUCUUCUCGAGAAGAUUGCAAAUGUUCAUUUCCUUGGUAUCCGCAGCAAGACGAAGGUGACGAAGGAAAUUUUGGACGCUGCGCCGAAGCUGCUCGCCAUUGGUUGCUUCUGCAUCGGCACGAAUCAGGUGGACCUUGAUUACGCCAACAAGCGUGGUGUCGCCGUGUUUAAUUCGCCUUUCGCAAACACACGCAGUGUUGCUGAGCUUGUGAUUGGAGAGAUCAUUUCGCUGUCGCGCAAGAUGACGCAGCGCAGCGAGGAAGUUCACCGUGGCAUCUGGAACAAAACCCACGUUGGGUGUUACGAGGUUCGCGGAAAAACGCUUGGUAUUGUGGGAUACGGCCACAUAGGUUCUCAGGUUGGCGUCCUUGCAGAGGCGCUUGGCAUGAACGUCAUUUUCUACGACGUGGUUCCAACACUCGUCAUCGGGAAUGCUACAAAAUUUUCUCACAUUAACGAUUUGUUGACGGUUUCCGAUUUUAUCACCAUCCAUGUGCCAGAGACGGAGAUUACCAAAGGCAUGUUAGGAGAGGAAGAGAUUCGACUGAUGAAGCAGGGAUCUUAUCUCAUUAAUGCCAGUCGGGGCUCCGUGGUGGACCUUGAGGCGCUGGCGCGAGCAUUGCGCGACGGACACCUGUGCGGCGCUGCCGUCGAUGUCUUCCCCGAGGAACCCGGCUCCAACAAGGAGCUGCACAAGACCCCAUUACAGGGUAUCUCGAAUGUGAUCCUUACUCCGCACAUCGGUGGAUCCACGUGCGAGGCGCAGGCCGCAAUUGGUAUGGAGGUCGGCUCGGCACUUGCACAAUUCGUCACAAGUGGGACGACGGUGGGUGCGGUAAACUUUCCUCAGCUUGUCCCGCCACCGGUGGACAAGUCGAACUUUCGCAUCACAAAUGUGCACCUCAACGUGCCUGGUGCAUUAAAAGAUAUUAACAAGAUCGCGGUAGAUCUGGAUUGUAACAUUGGCAUGCAGUUUCUGUCGACUUACAAAGCCAUCGGAUAUCUUAUCAUGGACGUUGAUAAGGAUGUUGCGGCGGAGUUGCGCACACGUAUUGCUUCGCUUGAUUGCAGCAUGAGGACCCUGAUUAUUCGUUAA
Leptomonas pyrrhocoris is the source of this 1467-nucleotide messenger RNA. Its product is annotated as D-3-phosphoglycerate dehydrogenase-like protein. The record is from RefSeq and is a predicted model, not a curated record. The transcript has a single exon. The coding region runs from base 241 to 1467 and encodes 408 amino acids. Gene Ontology annotation, molecular function: oxidoreductase activity, acting on the CH-OH group of donors, NAD or NADP as acceptor; NAD binding. Lineage: Eukaryota; Euglenozoa; Kinetoplastea; Trypanosomatida; Trypanosomatidae.